Saccharomyces paradoxus is the source of this 1206-nucleotide messenger RNA. RefSeq names its product Hat2p (gene HAT2). Bases 1 to 1206 code for a protein of 401 amino acids. NCBI's taxonomy places the organism in Eukaryota, Fungi, Ascomycota, Saccharomycetes, Saccharomycetales, Saccharomycetaceae. Gene Ontology annotation, cellular component: cytoplasm; Rpd3L-Expanded complex; nucleus. The record is from RefSeq and is a predicted model, not a curated record. Gene Ontology annotation, biological process: regulation of gene expression. Gene Ontology annotation, molecular function: histone binding. The transcript has a single exon.
AUGGAAAAUCAGGAGAAACCGCUUUCUGUAGACGAAGAGUACGAUUUAUGGAAAUCUAAUGUUCCAUUAAUGUAUGACUUUGUUAGCGAGACGCGUUUAACAUGGCCAUCUUUAACGGUCCAGUGGCUUCCUACACCUGUUCAAGAGUCAGAUGGUGGUUUCAUCAAACAAGAAUUAAUCAUUGGUACGCACACCUCUGGUGAAGAAGGGAACUAUUUGAAGUUCGCCGAAAUUAAUCUACCGAAGGAAAUUUUAAAUAAUGAAGAUUCACAAGAAGAAGCAGAAGAAAACGAUCAGGUCUCCCUGCCUCCUCCAAGGUCGAAUAUAAGGAUUACUGCUAAAUAUGAGCACGAAGAAGAAAUCACUAGAGCCCGAUAUAUGCCUCAAGACCCUAAUGUUGUCGCCACUAUAAACGGACAAGGCACUGUUUUCCUCUAUUCUCGCUCAGAAGGUCUCCAGUCGACACUAAAAUUUCAUAAAGAUAACGGUUACGCUUUGUCGUUUAAUACUUUGGUCAAAGGACAAUUGCUUUCCGGCUCAGAUGAUCAUACUGUCGCCCUUUGGGAUGUAGGAAGUAGCGGUGAUUCUAUAAAACCGACACGAACAUGGAAUGAUUUACAUUCUGAUAUCAUCAAUGAUAUUAAAUGGCACAACUUCAAUAAAGAUUUGUUCGGCACUGUCUCAGAAGACUCUCUUUUGAAAAUAAAUGACGUCAGGGCAGACAACACCACUAUCGAUACUGUGAAAUGUCCGCAACCUUUCAACACAUUAGCAUUUAGUCAUCAUUCUUCAAACCUCCUCGCGGCCGCAGGCAUGGACUCAUAUGUUUAUCUUUAUGACUUGAGAAACAUGAGCGAACCAUUACACCAUAUGUCGGGCCAUGAAGAUGCAGUGACCAACUUAGAAUUUUCAACCCAUGUUGAUGGUGUAGUUGUUUCCAGCGGGUCAGAUAAUAGGUUAAUUAUGUGGGAUUUGAAACAAAUUGGUGCAGAACAAACGCCUGAUGACGCAGAAGAUGGCGUUCCUGAAUUGAUCAUGGUCCACGCAGGUCACAGAAGUUCAGUGAAUGAUUUUGAUUUGAACCCUCAAAUACCUUGGUUGGUAGCAAGUGCUGAAGAAGAGAAUAUUUUACAGGUUUGGAAAUGUUCCCAUAGUCUACCCAUCGUGGGAGGUCUACCAAAGGUGAACAAAGAUAUAAUAAGCUAA